UUGAAAUUAUUUAUUACAAUGAAGUUUAUUUUUACUGCCUUAUCUGUCGCUACUUUAACCACUGCUGCUUCUAUAAACAAGAGAGCAGAUGAGUGUCUUACAGCUUGUGUUCAAAGUGUUGAAGCCAAAGGAGAGGUUUGUACCAAAUACGGACCAGACGAAGAAAACAUUUCCAGAUGUAUCUGUCAGCAAGGUUCUUCUUACUGGGAACCAUUGUGGGCAUGUGCUCAGAAAUGUCCAGCUUACUCUCAAAUGAAUUUCUCCUGGGAAGGAGCCAAGCCACUUUAUUGUGCAAUGCACCCAGGUGAACCAACUGAACCAGAAAGUGGUGCCGCAAAUCUUGCAGCAAAGCAGACCAAGACUAGUGAGGAAGCUGCCAAGGAAACCACUUCUGCCCAAGAAGCACCAAAAGAAACCAAAUCUGAAGAAGCACCAAAGGAAACCAAAUCUGAAGAAGCACCAAAGGAAACUCAAUCCCAAGAAGCACCAGAGGAAACAGAAACUCCUGAUGUCACUCAACAUAAUGCUGGUGCAGCAGUUGGUGUCGGAUCUGUUGCUUACUUGUUGGCCCUUGCCAUGAUCUAAGAAGAUU
Messenger RNA from Spathaspora passalidarum NRRL Y-27907, 592 nucleotides. RefSeq lists its product as uncharacterized. Bases 19 to 585 code for a protein of 188 amino acids. The transcript has a single exon. NCBI's taxonomy places the organism in Eukaryota, Fungi, Ascomycota, Pichiomycetes, Serinales, Debaryomycetaceae. The record is from RefSeq and is a predicted model, not a curated record.